AUGGCAGCCGCUAGACCCCUCGUCACCGUCCAGGCACUGGACUCCGACAUGGCCACCGAUUCCCCAACAUCCCUACCCAUCCCCGACGUAAUGCGCGCCUCAAUUCGCCCUGACAUCGUCAAUUUCGUCCACUCAAACAUGUCCCACAAUAGCCGCCAACCCUACGCCGUCAGCCGCAAAGCCGGUCACCAAACCUCCGCCGAAUCAUGGGGAACUGGUCGUGCCGUCUCCCGUAUCCCUCGUGUCGCCGGUGGAGGAACCCACCGUGCAGGUCAAGCUGCCUUCGGAAACAUGUGUCGCGGUGGUCGUAUGUUUGCUCCGACCAGGAUCUGGCGCAGAUGGCACCGCAAGAUCAAUGUCAACCAGAAGCGUUACGCAGUGGUCUCAGCCAUAGCUGCAUCUGCUGUUCCUUCCCUUGUUCUCGCUCGUGGUCACAGGAUCGAAGCCGUUCCUGAAUUCCCUCUCGUUGUUGGUGAUUCCGCUGAAGGAGUGGAGAAAACAAAGGAAGCUAUCAAGGUUUUGAAAAAGAUCGGAGCUUUUCCCGACGCCGAGAAAGCUAAGGAUAGUCACGGAAUUCGUCCCGGAAAAGGUAAAAUGCGUAACCGUCGAUAUAUCUCUCGGAAAGGACCUUUGAUUGUUUACAGUAACGAAGGAGCCAAAGCUGUUAAAGCUUUUAGGAACAUUCCUGGUGUUGAAAUUGCCAAUGUUGAGAGACUUAAUCUUUUGAAACUUGCACCUGGUGGACAUUUAGGUAGAUUUGUUGUUUGGACUAAGUCUGCAUUUGAGAAACUUGAUUCGAUUUAUGGGUCUUUUGAUAAGGCUUCUGACAAGAAAAAGGGGUAUGUUUUACCUAGGGCAAAGAUGACUAAUUCUGAUUUGACUAGGAUUAUUAACUCUGAUGAAGUUCAAUCUGUUGUGAGACCUAUUAAGAAGGAUCUUAAGAGGGCCACUCUUAAGAAGAAUCCUCUUAAGAAUCUUAAUGUUAUGCUUAGACUUAAUCCUUAUGCUAAGACUGCUAAGAGGAUGGCUUUACUUGCCGAAGCUGAGCGUCUUAAAUCUAAGAAGGAGAAGCUUGAUAAGAAAAGGAAGACCGUGUCUAAGGAGGAAGCUUCUGCCAUUAAGGCAGCAGGAAAAGCAUGGUACAACACCAUGGUCUCAGAUUCUGAUUAUACAGAAUUCGACAACUUCUCCAAGUGGUUGGGUGUUUCACAGUGA
Messenger RNA from Vicia faba (fava bean), 1215 nucleotides. The record is from the annotation of a GenBank genome assembly. Lineage: Eukaryota; Viridiplantae; Streptophyta; Magnoliopsida; Fabales; Fabaceae.